AUGGCAGACAAUUUUAAUUCAGAUGCGUUCACAGCACAUGUACCUGAUGUCUCGGUACUGACUCCUCCCUCAUCCCAGCCCAAGAAGCCAACUAUAAGGCGGCCCCACAAUGCCAACAAACCAUCCCCUUUACCUGUCCAAUUCGACUGGAGUGGUGACAAAAACACGAAGACGCGGAGUUUAAUUGACCUCAUGGAGAAGCCUGAGAACUUCAAGGUUCUAUUUGGAAUGAAAAAAGGCGAGAACAGUUCCAGCGACUCGAAAAGCACCGUUUAUCAACGUAUUGCAUGGGAAAUAUGGCCACAGUACUGCGAGCUGAAUCUCAGAGGAACCUGGACAUGUGUACAGGGCAAAAUUACUAUCCUUGUCAAAGAGUACAAGAAAGAAGCCAAGAAUUUGCAACAAACUGGGAAUGGAGUACAGGAAGGCGAGGACAAUGAGGAUAGAGAACUAUGGUGGUAUAUUCCUUCAACUGGUCCUGACCAAAAUACACCACCCGAAGCUCACAAUAUUUGGGAAGCUAUUGAGCAGAGGUUCCUGUUCUUUCCCCAUCUAUAUCAAUUUCUUUCCACUCGCCCAAAUGUGAUCCCACCUGUCGUUACCACAGGAGUUACUCCCAGUGGACGGCAGACUGUUUUCCUUCAGCAACCAGCAGCUACAAUGUCCACCCCCAUCUUCUGCACUGUUAGUGACUCGUAA
Messenger RNA from Marasmius oreades (fairy-ring Marasmius), 699 nucleotides. RefSeq lists its product as uncharacterized. The transcript is spliced from 4 exons. The record is from RefSeq and is a predicted model, not a curated record. Bases 1 to 699 code for a protein of 232 amino acids. Lineage: Eukaryota; Fungi; Basidiomycota; Agaricomycetes; Agaricales; Marasmiaceae.